AUGAGGGUUUGGACUGAGACAUUCUCUCCGGUGGCCAAGUUGACCAUUGUCCGGUGCUUGCUUGCUUUGGCAGCCAUCAAUAAUUGGGAUCUUCAUCAACUCGAUGUUAAUAAUGCUUUCUUGCAUGGUGAUCUCGAUGGAGAAGUUUUCAUGAAGCCUCCUCCUGGUUUUAUCUCUAAAGAAGAUACUCGGUCUAAAUCUGAUUACAGCUUGUUUACUAAGUCCAAAUGUUCUUCCUUUAUGGCACUUCUUGUUUAUGUGGAUGAUAUAGUCCUUGCCAGCAAUGAUAAGCAAGUUAUCAAGGAACUCACUGCUUUCUUACACACUCAUUUCAAACUCAAAGAUUUAGGCUCUUUGAAGUUUUUUCUUGGUCUGGAGAUUGCUCGAUCCUCUAUUGGCAUCUCUCUAUGUCAACAAAAAUUUGCCUUGGACAUCCUCACUGAUACUGGUCACUUGGCUGCUAAGCCUUCUGCUUUUCCCAUGGAGUCCAAUGCCAAAUUUUCUGCUUUGGAUGGGGUGUUGCUUGAAGAUCCUCAGUCCUAUCGCAGGUUGAUUGGUCGGCUGCUAUAUCUCACUAUCACAAGACCUGACUUAACCUAUGCUGUUCAUACUUUAAGUCAGUUCAUGCAAGCUCCUCGCAAGCCUCAUUUAGAUGCUGCUCAUCGCAUUCUACGUUAUAUCAAGGCAGCUCCGGGUCAGGGAUUGUUUUUCCCUACUUCUUCUUCUUGUCACUUGAAGGCGUUUUGUGACUCUGACUGGGUUGGUUGCCCUGACACCCGCAAAUCCCUGACUGGCUUUUGUGUUUUUCUGGGAGACUCCUUGAUCUCUUGGAAAUCAAAGAAACAAACCACAGUUUCUAGAUCUUCUGCUGAGGCCGAAUAUCGCUCUAUGGCUGCUGUUUGUUGUGAACUUACUUGGCUGCUUCAUCUUCUCCAGGAUUUUUAG
Messenger RNA from Alnus glutinosa, 945 nucleotides. RefSeq lists its product as uncharacterized. Bases 1 to 945 code for a protein of 314 amino acids. The record is from RefSeq and is a predicted model, not a curated record. NCBI's taxonomy places the organism in Eukaryota, Viridiplantae, Streptophyta, Magnoliopsida, Fagales, Betulaceae. The transcript has 2 exons.